Molecule: messenger RNA, 667 nt
Organism: Magnolia sinica
Lineage: Eukaryota; Viridiplantae; Streptophyta; Magnoliopsida; Magnoliales; Magnoliaceae
Product: brassinosteroid-responsive RING protein 1-like
Exons: 1
Coding region: 24-614 (196 amino acids)
Biological process (GO): protein ubiquitination
Molecular function (GO): ubiquitin protein ligase activity
Source: RefSeq, a predicted model, not a curated record
GACCGAAUCCGGCCCCCUAUAAAAUGCAAACUGACCCUAUUGAUUCUCCACAACGACUACUUGCAAAUUGCAAUCCGUCCCCACCUCUCGCCAUGGGUUUUCCUUCUGCCUUACCCGACCUAGCUCUUCCCAGAUGCGUUCUACACGCGUUUUACGCUCUUGGAUUCCUCAGAAAUCUCAUCUCCGCCCUUUUCGGGCUUCUGGGUCUGACCCAACUGGUCGAAUACGAAGUCUCCGUUUCGUCAGACGCGUCUGAUCGUAUCCGACGGCCUGGAUUCCAGUCCCCGUCGGCAAUGCUCAUACGGCAGUUCUUGCCCGUCGUUUGUUUUGGGGAUUUGUGUACGGAGAAGGUGAUGGACGGGUGUGUGAUUUGCUUGUGUGAGUUUGAGGAGGAGGACGAGAUCCGACGGUUGAGGCACUGCGAGCACGUGUUCCAUGUGAGCUGUUUGGACCGUUGGAUGGAUUGUGACCAGAAGACGUGUCCGCUGUGUAGGAGCCAUUUGGUUCCGGAAGAAAUCAGGGAAGAAUUCCAGGAGAGGCUUUGGGCAGCUGAGGCGGCUUUGUAUUCGGACGGCGAGGAUCCGUCCACGUGGCAUCUGGUCAGCUCUCUGUAGAAGGGUUGUUAGGCAAUCCAAUUCAGCCACUUUUGUAAAGUGUUUUUUUUUUU